UCUCAGGGAAGAUAAUCAUUAAGUAACUAGGUUACAAAGUCACCUACACCUGAGGAUUAAAUGGUUAUCAAAUCCAUUAGAGUAGAUGAGCUUUUCUUGGUGGUAUAUGUAGCAUUGUAAGAGAAUAGUGUUUAGGAGAAAGCCCUGGAACAUCAACAUGAAGAGAUUGACAAAACAGAAAUCAAUCAGAGUUACGGAGGAUGCCUGGUCAGGUAGAUAUGAGGAAAAUGAAUAUAUGUGUCUCAGAAGGUAAUGGAUAAGAUUGUUUUAUAAAAGUUGAGAUAUUGUUACAUGUUAAAGAGAAGUGAAGAAAAGUCAUUUCCAAUCAUAGACAUUCUGACUGUAGAGAUUUGGAGUAUAGGAAUGGUAAUUAUUGUGAUGAGAGUGAUGUAAAGUAUCUUUGCAGAGCACCCAGCAGGCCAUGUAUCAUAGAAAUAUGUUCAUUUUUAAAUUCAGGUUUUAAUGGACACUAUAAUUUCUUCCUAAAAUGCUGAAGACAGAGCAUGACAGGAAAGAAUCAAACUGUUGUCUUAGAAUUCCUCCUCCUGGGCCUGCCCAUCAAGUCAGAGCUGCGAGACCAGUUCUAUGCCCUGUUCCUGCUCAUGUAUGUUACCACCAUCCUGGGGAACCUGCUCAUCAUCGUCCUCAUUCGCCUGGACUCCCGCCUCCACACGCCCAUGUAUUUGUUUCUCAGUAACUUGUCCUUCUCUGACCUCUGCUUCUCCUCUGUCACAAUGCCCAAUCUGCUGCAGAACAUGCAGAGCCAGGUCCCGUCCAUCCCCUAUGCCGGCUGCCUGACCCAGAUGUACUUCUUCCUAUUUUUUGGAGACCUGGAGAGCUUCCUCCUGGUGGCCAUGGCCUAUGACCGCUAUAUGGCCAUCUGUUUCCCCCUGCACUACACCACCAUCAUGAGCCCCAAGCUCUGUCUCUCCUUGGUGGUGCUGUCCUGGGUGCUGACUGCUGCCCAUGCCAUGUUGCACACCCUGCUCAUGGCCAAGUUGUCCUUCUGUGCCGACAACAUAAUCCCCCACUUUUUCUGUGACAUGUCUGCUCUGCUGAAGCUGGCCUGCUCUGACACUCGAGUCAAUGAGUUGGUGAUAUUUAUCAUGGGAGGGCUCAUUCUCAUCAUCCCAUUCCUACUCAUUGUCAUGUCUUAUGCACGGAUUGUGUCCUCCAUCCUCAGGGUCCCUUCUGCCAGGGGCAUCCGCAAGGCCUUCUCCACCUGUGGCUCCCACCUCUCUGUGCUGUCUCUUUUCUAUGGGACAGUUAUCGGUCUCUACUUGUGCCCUUCAGCUAAUAAUUCUGCUGUUAAGGAGACUGUGAUGGCCGUGAUGUACACUGUGGUCACCCCUAUGCUGAAUCCCUUCAUCUACAGCCUGAGGAACAGAGACAUGAAGGGAGCCCUGGGAAGAGUCUUUUGUGGAAAGAAAAUUCCCUUCUCUGUAUGAUGGUAACAUUUGGUAUUUUUACAUAUUUCUAUCUAGUAGAUAUAAUAAUAUUGGAAUAUUAUCCCAGAUUUUUUUUCCCUUACCAUGGAAACUUUCUGCUAAAAUCACAUACUAAAUUCAAUAUGUAAAAGAGAUGAAGUGGAGGUGUAUAGUUGAAGGAGGGAAGAGAGGUCUUGGUGACCUGCUGGCUAAGCCUUCUCUUUGUGUUUCCUCAGUGAUCCUGAAAAAGUGCACUUUAAAAACUCCUGUUUUAAAUGAUCUUCAUGCCUUAUAGUCUUUAACUAAUUUAUCAUAGGAGACUAUGUUUUUUUUAAGCCUGAACUCUGCUUUGAUUAUGGUAUGAUUUAAAAAUAAUUCUCUAUAUUCUUAGGUCAAGACUAAAUAAGCUCCACCAUAUCCACCUCCCAGCUUCCCUCUAAACAUCUCCUACUUACCUCUCUCUGCACAAGAUUCACAUCACUUUAUCUCUCAACCUUUUCCCCCUCUUACUUAUUUUCAUGUCUACUCUGUUUUCUGACCUGGCCUGACCUGAAAUGGAGUUUUCUAGCCCUUUGCUACAGGAGUGUAUUUUGUCUUUACCUGGGAAUAACUAAUACCCAGGGGACCUAAAACUGAUUUCCCCAGGAAUGGCGAAAGAAGCUGGAAGCUGGUAGACAAAUUCAGAGUUUAAGGAUACCUCUUUUCUGUUUGAUAUUUUGGACCUUAUAAAAGAACUUUAUAUCUGUAUGUUUACACUACCAUCACCCUCAUGACAAUUCCAAGGAUUGGGGUAGAUAUUAUUACUGUUUCACAGACUGAAAAAUAUAGCAUUCAAUUACUUGCCAAGUCACACAGUAUGUCAACUGUUGAAUCUAUGGAAGAUCCCAGACUAAGUAAUUCUAUAAUUUCUUCUCAUAUUCUUUCACUUUAGAAAGAAGGGGAGCAGCCAUUAAAAACAAGACAAAACAAACCUCUCUUAGCUUCAUUUAUGGCAUGGACUAGUUUUCCAACCUUGGUCCAUAUGUAUCCUCAGCUGUCCCCUUAAGUUAUGGCAUCCAAACCCACCACUUUGAUCCUCAGGUAUGUUCUGGUGACUUCCACAUCUCUAUCUGAAGCCAAGACUCUUCUCAAGAGUUCCAGACCAUUAUUCUCAUCUAUCCAUUGGAUGUCUCUACUUGAGGGUUUAUGAACACUUCAAGCUCAACAUGCACAUUAUUAAACUCUUUAUGUUCCUUCAGGUCUGCUCUUUGUCCUUUAUUCUACCUCUUGAUUUCUGAUGUCACCUUCUACCCAGUUACCUUAACAGCCACCUAUGUAUAUGUAUAUAUGUUCAUAAAAGUCGAUUAUAGUUUAUAUAAUCUUGCAUUAUACAUUUUCAUUUAAUAUUUCAUUUCUUGAAAUAUUUUAUUAUAUUUAUGAGGUAGCUAGCUAAGGUAACACUAGUUGCUAUACUGGAUAAAUUCUGAAAUCUCAUUGCCAUCAUACAACAAAUAUAUAGUGGCAAGAAAAAGAUUAAAUUAAUGCACUUCCAUCCGUAACAAAAAUUCCAUUAAAAAAGACAAUGAAAAAUA
Messenger RNA from Neofelis nebulosa (Clouded leopard), 2998 nucleotides. RefSeq names its product olfactory receptor-like protein DTMT. Bases 504 to 1448 code for a protein of 314 amino acids. Gene Ontology annotation, cellular component: membrane. The transcript has a single exon. Gene Ontology annotation, molecular function: G protein-coupled receptor activity; olfactory receptor activity. The record is from RefSeq and is a predicted model, not a curated record. Gene Ontology annotation, biological process: G protein-coupled receptor signaling pathway. NCBI's taxonomy places the organism in Eukaryota, Metazoa, Chordata, Mammalia, Carnivora, Felidae.